AUGAUAAGUCACACCUGUCAAUAUCCUACUUGUGGGAAACGAUUUACUAGAGCUGAACAUCUGCGUCGCCAUGCCUUGAACCAUGAGCAACCUCGGAAUGACUUUACUUUGAGACAUAUGAUGCGGCAUACGAAACGGGACGAAGAAGCGGGAGGGCCAGGAAUGGGGGUGUUGAAAACACGGAAGAGAACACGGAGAGCGAGGGAUGGAUCUAUUAUUGUGCGCCCUUCACAACGAGAGAUGCGCUCUGCGGCGAGAUGUACGACGUCAUCUGCUUGUUCCGACCGGAGGAUGGAAGAGUAUGAGGAGGGGAUGGAGGGUGAGGAAGAAGAGACGCCGUUCAUAGAUGAGGAACCCCUCUCACCACCCAUUUCUGGCACGGAUCAUAAUUCUCUGUCCAUCGAUGGGAAUGAUUCGGUAUUGGCCUUUAUGAUGCCUGGCGGGCCUUUUGAGCCCUUUGUUGAGCCUGUUCCUGGACAGUUUGACGCUGCCGAUGGAUCGUUCAACAUGGGUCUGGAUGGCAUGAGUGAUUUCUUUGGCAUGGAUACUGCGACCGAUUUCAAUCUACCCUUUGCGGCUACGUGUAACUACAACUGGUUGUUCAAUGUCAACUCGCUCGAUGAGGCCUUUCACCAAUUCGACUUUCCCCUCGGCUUCGACACCAAUCCUCUCCCAGAUAAAAUCAACAAAGACGGUCAGUCUCCGGAAAAGUAUGAUGGUCCAUCGAUGCUGUUGGAGGGGGUUUCGAUGAUGAACAAAGUCCCAAGUUCACACACAUUAUCUCCGAACCCGUCCGACCUUAUUGGCAUGGACUGGAUGUCUGGUUCGUCAUAUUUGGGUCCCAACUCUCCACAAAAUCUGCCACAAUUGUCCGAUGAUGCCCAAAGAGUCAUCCUAGCACUCGUGGCUCAAACACAGCCUGCGGACAAAGACGGCCAACCGAUGGCCCUCGAUUCACCUUUGCUCACUCUACCCGCAUUGCAAGGUUACUGCGAUCUAUUCUUUACUCAUUUCAAUGUUACCUAUCCGCUCAUCCAUCAACCAACAUUCAACCCAAACGUUGUCGACCCGGUCUACCUGGCUGCUAUUCUAUUUAUGGAGGCUACAUAUGGCACCAGAGAAGCCCAUCAGCUGGCUGUGGGCGUCCACGAUAAACUACGAAAUCAGCUACUAUGCCAUGUCGACUUCUCACCGCAACCUGAGCUCUGGGUACUGCAGACCAUGCUUUUGAUUGAUUGUUUUGGCAAGAUGAGGGCAGGUCCCAAGCAGCGAGAAAACGCUCAAUUGUUCCAUUGUGUCUUAAUAAAACUGAUUCGCCGGCGCAAUUGUUGCAAUAUUCAAGAUUCAUUCGACCUAGCUAGUUUAGGGGACCUCGAUCAGGCAUGGAGACAAGCCAUGAAUGCGGAACAGCGGAAGCGUUUAGCCAUGCAUUGUUUCAUGUGGGAUACUCAGCAUGCAGUUCUCUUCUCACAGUCUCUGUGCAUGUCAGCGUUCGAGAUCAGAUCUUCCUUACCAUGCAGCUCAAUUACCUGGGAGGCAUUGUCUGCCAGGGAGUGGGCACACUCCGCGGUUCGUGAACCAAAGCGCCAAUUCCUCACCGUCCUAAGAGGGUACAUCACCCCGAGCACAGUCACUCGACCCCGGGACUUGAAUGUCUUCGCCCGCACAGUUAUCUUGCACGGAUUGAUGUCCGUUUCUGCGGACCUGAAGCGUCGCGAUCAGACUACACUUCGCUCAGAGACUCCGGAGAAAAUCGGAGCAUGGACUUCACGAAUGGGUCGUUCAUACGAUUUAUGGAAAGUCGACUUCGACGCAGAUUUUCUCGCGAUGAAACUGGCGCAGACUGCGGACCCCCGUUACUUCACGGGAUUGAAAAUGGCUGCGCACGCCCUUUACCAUGCUGCAAGUCUGGCCCUGAAUGUCGAAAUUCUGGACUUGCAGGUUGUCGCAGGAGCCGUACAGAUCCUGGGUCGCGUUGUUGCGCCUGCGGAUCAAUCUCGGUCUCAGAGCACUAUUCUUCGUUGGCUUCAUGAAGGGCCUGAAGCCUCUUCUGUUGCUGCGAGAUAUGCUUCACAUCUUCUUCAAGAUGCUGUAUUGAGUCUGCAUGAUUGGGACCAGACGAGUGCUCUCCAUUUCCCUUGGUGCUUGUAUCUGGCUACGUUGGCGUGCUGGGUGUUCCAUCGUGGAAUAGAUUCGUCUGCGGAAAGUCGGAUCACUACGGAUGUGUCAUCUUUGAUUGUGAUGAUGACCAAUUGUCCUAGUACAAUUGAGUUGGCGGCACUUUCAGGGAAGUAUGAUCCGAAACCGCUGGCGGCGGCGAUGGCUCAACAAUUAGCGACUGUCCGGUGGGCUGUUAUACACGAUGCUAUGAAGGUCUUGGUGGGUUUGUCUUUAUAA
Molecule: messenger RNA, 2397 nt
Organism: Penicillium cinerascens
Lineage: Eukaryota; Fungi; Ascomycota; Eurotiomycetes; Eurotiales; Aspergillaceae
Product: C2H2 finger domain transcription factor
Exons: 3
Coding region: 1-2397 (798 amino acids)
Biological process (GO): DNA-templated transcription; regulation of transcription by RNA polymerase II
Cellular component (GO): chromatin
Molecular function (GO): DNA-binding transcription factor activity, RNA polymerase II-specific; zinc ion binding; RNA polymerase II cis-regulatory region sequence-specific DNA binding
Source: RefSeq, a predicted model, not a curated record